Messenger RNA from Melitaea cinxia (Glanville fritillary), 1050 nucleotides. Its product is annotated as RNA-binding protein 1-like. Bases 158 to 643 code for a protein of 161 amino acids. The transcript is spliced from 4 exons. Gene Ontology annotation, molecular function: RNA binding. Gene Ontology annotation, cellular component: nuclear speck. NCBI's taxonomy places the organism in Eukaryota, Metazoa, Arthropoda, Insecta, Lepidoptera, Nymphalidae. Gene Ontology annotation, biological process: mRNA splicing, via spliceosome. The record is from RefSeq and is a predicted model, not a curated record.
UACAGGGCACUUCGUGGAUCUUGACAUUUUGACAAUCACUUUCGCUUCAUUUUCAUUCCAGUUCAUUUUAGUGUUUGAAGCAGACGUGGUUUUCAUUGGAAAUCGAAAGCAUAUAUAUAUUUUUUUUAUUUAAAUAUAAAAUACCAUUACAUUUAAGAUGUCACGCUAUCGCGAAUGGGAUCUUUCUUGCAAAGUGUAUGUAGGUAAUCUUGGAACAAAUGCAUCCAAAUAUGAGAUUGAGAAAGUAUUUUCAAAAUAUGGAAGCAUUAGAAAUGUGUGGGUUGCGAGAAAUCCACCGGGGUUUGCAUUCGUGGAGUAUGAAGAUCCCCGUGACGCAGAAGAUUCUGUUCGUGGUUUAGACGGCACACGUUGCUGUGGAACAAGAAUUCGAGUUGAGAUGUCGAAUGGUAGAACACGAAGAGAUAGACGGUACUCCAGGUCCAUUUUAUCAACCAACCACCAACACACCAACGACCUCACCACAUCUCUUCACCACAACUACGGCUUCUUUACCAAUAAGACAUCCGCGACCGUCGCUCGCAACUACAUCCCGCUCGACUUCUGCGAUCGGCUCUCCAAACUACUACGCGCAGCUGAAGCCUUCGCCAACUGCAUCCCCUUCCUCUUAACGGCCAUAACCUAAUCCUGUAAUUCCUAAAUGCCUGGACCCAAAUCUUAAAACUAAUGAGAGCCACACAGUAGGAACCUACAAAGUCCUGUGUAAUCAUUUCAAAAUCCUGAUGCUUCACGUCUGCACACUCUCGUCGUCAUCGAGUCACCGAAAUAAACACCGACUUACGACGCUCAACUUCUCCCCGUGUCCGCAAUUUGUUCUCGAAACUUCUGGUUAAAGUCAUCAUUUGAAGAUCACGUUGAAACUAGCUCAGCCAAGGUAUUCGAACCCCCUUCGGCCUCACAGGAGACCUCACAACGCUCGACGACCUUCAGGCUCACCAAGUCUCGGUACUUUUUGAAUCCUAUACUUAGCACUACCUUACCUUAUACCUGUAUAUAGAAAUAGAAAAAAUAAAUACGUAUUUUGCGAGCGAA